Messenger RNA from Archocentrus centrarchus (flier cichlid), 2905 nucleotides. RefSeq lists its product as uncharacterized. The record is from RefSeq and is a predicted model, not a curated record. NCBI's taxonomy places the organism in Eukaryota, Metazoa, Chordata, Actinopteri, Cichliformes, Cichlidae. The transcript is spliced from 8 exons. The coding region runs from base 110 to 961 and encodes 283 amino acids.
GUUCAGAGCAGAGAUCAGUGUGUGGAAACCAGAGCAGGAGAUUCAGACAGAAAAAAGGAAGAGUUUAUCCUGUGGAGAGAAGACUUGCUGCCUAAAUUGUUAAAUCAGAAUGUUUGCUCUCAUCUGGGUGAUUCUGCUGUUUGCUGACAGAGUUGCAGGUUCUAGAACAGAGACACCGAAAAAAAGCUCAACUGUGACCUCUAAUUCUUCAGCUGCAGUCCAAAGUACUGUGGCCACCAACGCUACCAGCACCAAUGUUAGCGCAACUACACAGGAGACAAAAACCUUCACCAGCACCAUCACUGUGUCUCUGAAACCCUUUCACAACACCACUAAGUGUGUCAGCGAUAACAGUAAUGGAGCAGCAAAUCUCAGCAAUACAACAGAUCUAUGGGAUACAUUCUUACGUAUUGUUCAAGAGCAGAAAGUCUACACUGCAGCAUUGGUGGGGUUUGUGGUUGGGAUCUUUCUUUCAUCAAUCUUUCAUUGUUUGGUAGCAAAAUCGUGCAGAAAAAAACAGAAGACAUCUGAAAAUCUGUCUGAGAACCUGGAGAUGGUUACCACUGAAGCUGUUCCAAUGAUGGAUCCUGAUCAAGCAGCAGCAUAUGAUGAGAUCCAUGAGCCACAGGCAGCUGAAGGAGAAGCUCAGUGUGAUGGGCAGUCAUGGCCUGAUGGUGAUCUAGCACCCAAAGAGGUGGAGUACUCUGACAUUAACUUCUCUGCAAUAAAAACCAGGAAUCCUGAAGAGGCAGAGAACAGACAGGAUAACACUGACACAGAGUAUGCUGAAAUAAAGAGAGAAGAAAAGAGACAAGAGAACAGCCAAGAGGACAGUGAAAUGCUGGAGGGCAAUGAAGAGAAGGAGCUGAUCACUGGGGAGGAUAAUGAUGCAAAAAAGGCUGAGGAGGAGGGAGGUGGGGAUGUGGCACUGUAUUCCAGUGUGGAUGAAAUAAUGGGUUAGGUAUGAGAACCAUGCAUUUUAGAAAUAAACUGAUUGUGAAGCAUCCAUUACAACCAUUGCAGGUAGAAGAUGAAGUAUUUAGGGAAAGAUGAGGGUAGUACAGUACAGUGCAAUCACUGUAUGUGUUGAGAUAUACACUAUAUUGCCAAAAGUAUUUACCACUCUGCCUUAACAUGCAUAUGAACUUAAGCAGCAUCCCAUUCUUAAUCCUUAGGGUUUGAUAUGAUGUCAGCCCAUCCUUUGAAGCUAUUACAGCUUCAACUAUUCUGGGAAGGCUUUCCACAAUGUUUAGAAGUGUGCUUAUGGUGGCGUGCUCUACACCACUGCAGCCAAUACUUUGCAUUGUACUUGGUGAGGUAAGGCUUUGAUGCAGUGACCUCUGCGUAUUAUGCACCACAGCAUCAUUUUACCACUUUGUGGCUGAGUUGCUGUUGUUCCCAAAUCACUUGCACUUUGUUAUGAUACCACAAACAGCCGGCUGUGGAAUAUUUAACAGUGAGGAAAUUUUCACAACUGGACUUGUUGCACAGGUGGCAUCCUGGAAUUCAAUGAGCUCCUGAGAGCGACCCAGUCUUUCACAAAUGUUUGCAGAAGCAGUCUGCAUGCCGAGGUGCUCGGUUUUAUACACCUGUGUAUAAAAUUCAGAACACCUGAAUUCAAUGAUUUGGAUGGCUGAGUGAAUACUUUUGGCAAUAUAAUGUACCUAUGUAUACUGUAUCAGGCAAAAUUAUCAGCUUCAUGUAACAGUCAAGCAUUUCGUCACUUCAAACAAUCUCAGUCCUAAAUAAGGCAAAUGCAGCUGACAUUGAAUUUAACUAAGCUCAGAGUGAAUGUCAUAAUUAUUUGUAAUUAUUUUGUUCAGUUACAUUAUUGACUGUGCCACAGUGGAGGAGGGGCGAGAACACAUUUGCUGCUGUGGUCCCAAAAAUCCAAUCUUGUUUUAAACCUUAAAAAGCUAACAGCCCAUGGCUCAGGAAUGGUGUCCAUAGGUUGAGUGCUCCUGAGUAAGAGUAAGAGACUAUAACUGUCAUGUGUGAAUUCACACAUGACAGUUAUAGUCUCUUACUGUGUCAAAUGUGAGAACCGGAAGUUCAGAUACAAUGAAAUAUGAUCAUGUCUUAUAAGGAAGUACAUAAAUAUAUACUUCAGUGACUCUUGUGAGAACAGUAACUGCAGACUAUACUAAUAAUUACUGUACAUACAUUAAACAUGUAACUGGGUGCAUGCAGGUACUUUAAGAAUUCAUUAACUAAUGUAUUUUUAGUAAUAUUUGUUUAUGUAGUUCUGAUAUAUGAGUUAUGCACAUCAUACUUUGAACAGUAUUCAUUGUGCUGCACGAGGAAAAUAGAAAGAAGCCAACCAACUCACGGUUUAAACUACUGAUGCAGAGAUAAGAUAUUAGUAAGUUUGGUGGUUCCUCAACAUGACAACAGUUUGUUUCUCUUUUUUUUUUUUUGCAACUCUUGUGUACUUCCUUUUUCUAAAUGUUUUAUAUCACUUCUAUAAUAGACAGUGCUACAAUUAAAAUGCUUUCUUUUUCAGUGUUCUUAUUUACAUUCCUAUUAUAUACUGUGACAGCCUGAGAUUGUGGAAGUGGUGUAGUGUGAAGAGAAGAGCAGUUAUACUCUGCAGUUAAUGUAUGCGCAAGCUUUUUUAUUUUUUUAAGAAAUUGAAUAAAUGGAAGCAAAUUCUUGGGUGAUCGUCUCAAAGUUUUGAGACAGUUUUGGUAUGUUAUUCAGAGCUGCUGUUGAGCACUUUUGGGGGGAAUCCAAAAUUAAUCCUCAGGGGACAACAGUAAUCAAAUUUAGUCACGUCAGUAUGGAAAAUAUGAAUGUGCAACUUCCUGUAUUAACAUCUGUGUUGACAGCUUUGGACCUGUUUCCUGUGCAGUUUGACAACCAAACUUCCUGUAUGUGUUUUUCUUUUUUUAAAUAAAAAUAUUUA